CUCCGUUGGGUACAUUUUAUGCGCAAGCGCGGUUGCGAACUCGGGCGCUCUCCAGAGCCGAGGGGGCUGGAAAGCAAGGAGGGGUGAACAACAUGGCCGCCUCCAUGAUUUGCACCCGGGCGGUGACCGCGGCCGCCAGGCAGCUCAGAGGCUACCAGGGCGGUGGCUACGCCGGCUUAAGCGCCGCUGCCCAGGUUCUCAGUGGAAGUCCAUUACUUCAUAGUGAUGUAUUUCAAGUUGGACAAAGAAGAAACUUGUCACUACAUGAAUACUUGAGCAUGGAACUACUGAAAGAAGCUGGGAUUUCUGUUCCAUAUGGAUUGGUUGCAAAGACACCAGAGGAAGCUUACAAAGUUGCAAAAGAAAUAGGUACAAAGGACCUUGUUGUAAAGGCACAGGUUUUAGCUGGUGGCCGGGGAAAAGGAACUUUUGAAGGUGGCCUGAAAGGAGGAGUGAAAAUAGUAUUUUCUCCAGAAGAAGCAAGAGAGAUUUCUUCCAGAAUGAUUGGAAAAAAGUUACACACUAAGCAGACAGGAGAGAAGGGCAGGAUAUGUAAUCAAGUAUUUAUCUGUGAGCGGAGAUAUCCCAGGAGAGAGUACUAUUUUGCAAUUACCAUGGAACGAUCAUAUCAGGGCCCUGUACUUAUUGGCAGUGCCCAAGGUGGUGUCAAUAUUGAAGAUGUGGCAGCAGAGAAUCCUGAUGCUAUUGCUAAGGAACCUAUUGACAUUGUGGAAGGCAUCCAAAAGGAACAAGCUGUCCGGCUGGCCAAGAAAAUGGGAUUUCCUCUUAACUUGAUAAAUGAAGCAGCUGAUACUAUGAUUAAGAUAUACAACCUCUUCAUUAAAUUUGAUGCCACUAUGGUAGAAAUUAACCCUAUGGUUGAAGAUUCCACAGGAAUUGUGAUGUGUAUGGACGCAAAGAUAAACUUUGAUAGCAAUUCAGCUUAUCGUCAGGAGAAAAUCUUCAACCUGCGGGACUGGACACAAGAAGACGAGAGAGACAGGCAAGCAGCAAAGGCAGAUCUGAAUUAUAUAGGAUUAGAUGGAAACAUCGGGUGUCUGGUGAAUGGAGCAGGUCUUGCAAUGGCCACAAUGGAUAUAAUUAAGCUUCAUGGAGGCACUCCAGCAAAUUUUCUUGAUGUUGGAGGUGGUGCUACAGCGCAGCAAGUAACUGAGGCCUUUAAGCUUAUUACCUCAGAUAAAAAGGUACAAGCCAUACUGGUAAAUAUUUUUGGAGGCAUUAUGCGAUGCGAUGUGAUUGCACAAGGAAUAAUUAUGGCAGUAAAAGAUUUGGAGCUAAAAAUUCCUAUUGUUGUACGGUUACAAGGUACACGGGUUGAUGAUGCCAAAGCAUUAAUAACAGACAGUGGUCUGAAAAUACUUGCUUGUGAUGACUUGGAUGAAGCUGCUAAAAUGGUUGUGAAACUUUCUGAAAUAGUGACUUUAGCAAAGCAAGCUCAAGUGGAUGUUAAGUUUCAGUUGCCAAUCUGAUCAAUUACAAUUUAUGUGGGUCUCAGAGCCUCUACUGUGUUCUGUCUUCAAAAUUAUUGUUGUUAUUUCUACCCUCAUAUGUGUGUCUAUUCUUGUCUGUCAGUUUUAAGUUUUAAUUGCUAGACAGGUAUACAUGUAUCUCAUUUCUACUGAUAGUAAGAAUGUUCAUUGCAGAAUUCUUGUUUCUAAUCCUACUUAGCAGUGUUUCUCCUCAGAAGUAGUUCUUCAUAUGCUUCUUUAUAAACACCACCACCCUGAAGUUGCCAAUGUAUUUCUUCCAAAUAAAUGUCUAAAUUAAACAGGACUUUUUGUCUCCGUGAUAACGAACCUGAUGCUUAACAGUAUCCCUUGCAGUAUUCAUAAGCUGUUAAGAAAUUGUUUUUGAAGCACAGAGAAUACUAUGAUACAUGAGAAUGUAUAGAAAAGGUAUUGUAUAUUGAAGGGUUUAUAAUCUGCAAUACAGUGAAUUAAUUUGAGUACACCACUUGUAUUUAUGAACAGUUUAUUUCUAUAUGAUGCUUUCUGAAGCAGCAGAGCAGUGUAAAUUAAUCACUACAAAUGUACUGUAAUGUUUAGAUAUUCAUGAUACUUACCUUCUGGUAAGUGUUCCAGUACUUAUUUAUAAGUAUCAUGUAGCUUUGUAUAUUAACAAAUACAGCUCAUUUCUUUUAGUGCUGGGCAGGCAUAAUAAGAGUAUCUCUUCUUAAAGUAAUGAAUAAAGUAUCUCAAAAGA
Molecule: messenger RNA, 2223 nt
Organism: Pogona vitticeps (central bearded dragon)
Lineage: Eukaryota; Metazoa; Chordata; Lepidosauria; Squamata; Agamidae
Gene: SUCLA2
Product: succinate-CoA ligase ADP-forming subunit beta
Biological process (GO): succinyl-CoA metabolic process; tricarboxylic acid cycle
Cellular component (GO): succinate-CoA ligase complex; mitochondrion
Molecular function (GO): succinate-CoA ligase (ADP-forming) activity; metal ion binding; ATP binding
Source: RefSeq, a predicted model, not a curated record